GGACCCGGCUGGGCUCUUGCCUCCCUCUCUCUCCUCUCUGAUUUUCCCCGAGUCCACAGCCCGGGGGGGGGGUCCCCCUCCGUGUGGACAUGGCGGGUGCGGGGCCGGGGGGCUACGCGGCCGAGUUCGUGCCGCCCCCGGAGUGCCCGGUCUUCGAGCCCAGUUGGGAGGAGUUCACCGACCCUCUCAGCUUCAUCGGCCGGAUCCGGCCCCUGGCCGAGAAAACUGGCAUUUGCAAGAUCCGACCUCCCAAGGAUUGGCAGCCUCCAUUUGCAUGUGAAGUAAAAAGCUUUCGUUUUACUCCUCGAGUGCAACGUUUAAAUGAACUUGAGGCAAUGACCAGAGUGAGGCUGGACUUCUUGGAUCAGCUAGCAAAAUUCUGGGAACUUCAGGGAUCUACUCUGAAAAUUCCUGUGGUGGAGAGAAAAAUUCUUGAUCUGUAUGCUUUAAGCAAGAUUGUUGCCAGCAAAGGAGGCUUUGAAAUGGUCACGAAAGAGAAGAAGUGGUCUAAAGUGGGUAGUCGAUUAGGCUAUCUGCCAGGGAAAGGAACUGGGUCUCUGUUGAAGUCUCAUUAUGAAAGAAUCCUUUACCCUUACGAGCUUUUCCAGUCUGGAGUCAGCCUUAUGGGUGUCCAAAUGCCAAACUUGGAUAUUAAGGAAAAAGUGGAGGUUGAGGUCCUCAGCACUGAUGCCCAGGCUUCCCCGGAACAAGGCACAAGAAUGAAUAUUUUACCAAAGAGAACCAGACGUAUAAAAUCUCAGGCAGAGACCGGAGAAGUAAGUAGAAACACUGAAUUGAAGAAACUUCAGAUCUUUGGAGCUGGGCCUAAGAUGAUGGGCCUGGCAAUAGGAGCAAAGGAUAAAGAAGAUGAGGUUUCUCGAAGACGCAAAGGUACGAGGUCAGAAGCAUUUAGUAUGCAAAUGAGACAACGAAAAGGGACUCUUUCUGUUAACUUUGUGGAUCUUUAUGUUUGUAUGUUUUGUGGUCGAGGAAACAACGAAGACAAGUUGCUUUUGUGUGAUGGAUGUGAUGACAGCUACCAUACAUUUUGCUUGAUUCCCCCUCUACCUGAUGUGCCCAAAGGAGACUGGAGGUGUCCUAAAUGUGUUGCUGAGGAAUGUAACAAACCUCGAGAGGCCUUUGGGUUUGAGCAAGCAGUCCGAGAGUAUACCCUCCAGAGCUUUGGAGAGAUGGCAGAUAACUUUAAAUCAGAUUACUUCAACAUGCCAGUCCAUAUGGUGCCCACAGAACUGGUAGAGAAGGAAUUCUGGAGACUGGUGAGCACCAUUGAAGAAGAUGUCAUUGUGGAGUAUGGAGCUGAUAUCUCUUCAAAGGAUUUUGGAAGUGGGUUUCCUGUAAAGGAUGGUCGGAGAAAGAUGAUGCCAGAAGAGGAGGAGUAUGCCCUUUCUGGCUGGAACCUGAAUAACAUGCCUGUGCUGGAACAGUCUGUCCUUGCACAUAUCAACGUGGAUAUCUCUGGUAUGAAGGUGCCUUGGCUCUAUGUGGGCAUGUGCUUCUCUUCAUUUUGCUGGCACAUUGAGGAUCACUGGAGCUAUUCUAUCAACUAUCUGCACUGGGGGGAGCCAAAGACAUGGUAUGGUGUCCCAUCUCAUGCUGCAGAACAACUGGAGGAAGUGAUGAGGGAGCUGGCCCCUGAACUGUUCGAGUCCCAGCCUGAUCUCCUGCAUCAGUUAGUCACCAUCAUGAACCCCAAUGUACUGAUGGAACACGGCGUGCCUGUAUUCAGGACCAAUCAGUGUGCAGGAGAGUUUGUCGUGACAUUUCCUCGUGCCUAUCACUCUGGAUUUAACCAGGGCUACAAUUUCGCUGAAGCUGUGAACUUCUGCACUGCUGACUGGCUGCCUAUUGGACGUCAGUGUGUGAAUCAUUAUCGACGACUAAGGCGUCACUGUGUGUUCUCACAUGAGGAACUUAUCUUCAAGAUGGCUGCAGAUCCAGAAUGUCUUGAUGUAGGGCUUGCUGCUAUGGUCUGCAAAGAAAUGACCCUUAUGACUGAAGAGGAGACACGACUGAGGGAAUCUGUUGUACAAAUGGGUGUACUGUUAUCUGAAGAAGAGGUGUUUGAACUUGUUCCUGAUGAUGAGCGACAGUGUUCAGCUUGCAGAACUACAUGCUUUCUCUCUGCUCUUACUUGUUCCUGCAACCCUGAUCGGCUUGUGUGUCUCUACCAUCCUGCUGACUUAUGCCCUUGUCCUAUGCAGAAGAAAUGUCUUAGGUACCGGUAUCCAUUGGAAGACCUUCCUUCUCUCUUGUAUGGUGUUAAAGUCAGAGCACAGUCCUAUGACACUUGGGUCAGUCGAGUUACAGAGGCAUUGUCUGCAAGCCUCAACCACAAGAAAGAUGUGAUCGAAUUGAGAGUGAUGUUGGAAGAUGCUGAAGAUAGGAAGUAUCCAGAGAAUGAUCUCUUUAGAAAACUCAGGGAUGCUGUGAAGGAAGCAGAGACUUGUGCUUCAGUGGCUCAGCUACUUUUGAGCAAAAAACAAAAACACAGCAGACAGAGCCCAGAGAGUGGGAAGACUCGGACCAAAUUGACUAUGGAAGAACUAAAGGCCUUUGUCCAGCAACUUUUUAGCCUUCCAUGUGUUAUCAGCCAGGCUCGACAAGUCAAGAAUUUGCUGGAUGAUGUGGAAGAAUUUCAUGAACGUGCUCAAGAGGCUAUGAUGGAUGAAACCCCAGACUCUUCCAAACUUCAGAUAUUGAUAGACAUGGGUUCUAGUCUCUAUGUAGAAUUACCUGAGCUGCCCCGGCUGAAGCAAGAGCUGCAACAGGCUCGAUGGCUGGAUGAAGUGAGGCUGACACUUUCAGAUCCACAGCGUGUCACUUUGGAUGUCAUGAAGAAGCUAAUAGACUCCGGGGUGGGGUUGGCACCUCAUCAUGCUGUGGAGAAAGCUAUGGCUGAGCUUCAGGAGCUCCUUACAGUCUCUGAGAGAUGGGAAGAGAAGGCCAAGGUUUGCUUACAGGCUAGACCUCGCCACAGCAUGUCAAGCCUAGAGAGUAUUGUGAAUGAAGCCAAGAAUAUCCCAGCCUUUCUACCCAAUGUUUUAGCCCUGAGAGAAGCCUUGCAAAGAGCUAGAGAAUGGACGGCUAAAGUAGAAGCUAUUCAAAGUGGCAGCAACUAUGCUUACCUUGAGCAGCUGGAAAGCUUGUCUGCCAAGGGACGGCCUAUCCCAGUACGACUUGAUGCAUUGCCCCAAGUGGAGUCACAGGUAGCAGCAGCACGGGCAUGGAGAGAACGUACAGGAAGAACUUUUCUUAAGAAAAAUUCUAGCCAUACACUGUUACAGGUACUAAGUCCUCGGACUGAUAUUGGUGUUUAUGGAAGCAGCAAGAACCGAAGAAAAAAAGUAAAAGAACUAAUGGAAAAGGAGAAAGAAAAAGAUCUUGACCUUGAUCCUCUGAGUGAUCUGGAGGAGGGGUUAGAGGAAACUAGAGAUACAGCAGUGGUGGUGGCAGUAUUCAAAGAUCGGGAGCAGAAAGAAAUUGAAGCCAUGCAUUCCCUCAGGGCAGCUAAUUUAGCUAAGAUCACCAUGGUGGAUCGGUUUGAAGAUGUGAAAUUCUGUAUCUGCCGCAAGACAGCAAGUGGGUUUAUGCUUCAGUGUGAGCUCUGCAAAGACUGGUUCCAUAGCAGCUGUGUACCCCUUCCCAAAACAAGCUCCCAGAAAAAGGGAUCCAGCUGGCAGGCCAAAGAAGUAAAAUUUUUGUGCCCUCUCUGUAUGCGCUCCCGAAGGCCCCGCCUAGAGACCAUCCUAUCUCUCCUAGUAUCCCUGCAGAAGUUGCCUGUGCGACUGCCUGAAGGAGAAGCCCUCCAAUGCCUGACAGAACGUGCCAUGAGUUGGCAAGACAGAGCAAGGCAGGCACUGGCCACAGAUGAACUGUCAUCUGCUCUGGCCAAACUUUCUGUGUUAAGCCAGCGUAUGGUGGAGCAGGCUGCCCGAGAGAAAACUGAAAAGAUUAUCAGUGCAGAACUCCAGAAAGCAGCAGCCAACCCUGACCUACAGGGACACCUUCCUGGUUUCCAGCAGUCUGCUUUUAAUCGGGUGGUAAGCAGUGUGUCAUCCUCCCCUCGACAAACCAUGGACUAUGAUGAUGAAGAGACAGAUUCCGAUGAAGAUAUUCGGGAGACAUAUGGCUAUGAUAUGAAGGACACUGCCAGUGUAAAGUCUUCGAGUAGCUUGGAACCCAAUCUCUUUUGUGAUGAAGAGAUCCCCAUCAAAUCUGAGGAGGUGGUGACACAUAUGUGGACAGCGCCAUCAUUCUGUGCUGAACAUGCCUAUUCGUCUGCUUCAAAGAGUUGUUCUCAAGGUUCUAGUACUCCAAGGAAACAACCCAGAAAGAGUCCUUUGGUGCCCCGAAGUUUGGAGUCUCCAGUGUUGGAGUUAUCAGCUGGCGCCAAAGCUCAAUUAGAGGAACUUAUGAUGGUUGGUGAUCUCCUAGAGGUGUCUCUGGAUGAGACUCAACACAUCUGGCGGAUCUUACAGGCCACACAUCCACCUUCUGAGGACAGAUUCCUGCAUGUCAUGGAGGAUGACAGUAUGGAAGAGAAACCAUUGAGAAUAAAAGGAAAGGACUCUUCUGAGAAGAAGCGAAAGCGGAAACUGGAAAAAGUUGAGCAGCUCUUUGGAGAAGGGAAGCAGAGGUCCAAGGAACUGAAGAAACUGGACAAACCAAAAAAGAAGAAGUUGAAGAUGAGUGUAGACAAGUCAAAGGAGUUGAACAAAUUGGCCAAGAAACUGGCAAAGGAAGAGGAAAGGAAGAAAAAGAGGGAGAAGGCUGCUGCAGCCAAGGUUGAACUUGUAAAGGAAAAUACUGAGAAGAAGAGGGAGAAGAAGGUGCUGGACAUCCCUUCAAAGUAUGAUUGGUCAGGAGCAGAGGAGUCCGAUGAUGAGAAUGCAGUUUGUGCAGCACAGAACUGCCAGAGGCCUUGUAAGGACAAGCCCUCUCAAUCUUAUCUCCUACAGGUAGACUGGGUACAGUGUGAUGGUGGCUGCGAUGAGUGGUUUCAUCAAGUCUGUGUGGGUGUUUCUCCAGAAAUGGCAGAAAAUGAAGAUUACAUCUGUAUAAACUGUGCAAAGAAGCAGGGGCCAAGUAGCCCAGGACAGGCACAACCUCCUUCUUUCAUAAUGAGCUACAAGCUUCCAGUGGAGGGACUGAAGGAGGCCAGCUAGCAGAAGCUUGGUUAGUUUAGAACAUGAGGGAAAUGGACCACACUGAGACCCUUUUCAUCAAGGGAGGGUGGUUUGGAUCUGCUCAGAGUUGUUGCUUCCAAAGACGAAUGGCCUACAGCAGAGAAAGCCCUCCUCGCUUUUUCUAUGCAGUGGGACUGUGUGAGCCACAUACUGUACCAGCCCAUCUAUGCAGAGAUGUCUUCUUUGGUAUUCCAGCCGUUAUCUUAACUGAAGUGUUUCUCGUGAGUGUGGUGUCCUGCAUUGUGUUCAGAGACUUGAUUGAGCAGUAGGGUGGCUUAUAUAGCUGGGGUGUGGAGCUGGCUUGGGGCCUGUAGGCAUUAGCUAGAGAUUCGCAACUUAAUGGCAGCACUAUUUGUAGGCAUGUAUGGAACCAGAGUGCCUUGGGCCUGCCUGAAUGGGACAGCAAGAUAGUCAGAAUACCUUAGUCCCCUUCCACUAUUUCUAAGCAUUUAAUAUUCUACAGCUAUUGAAGGGAGGGCAGAUCUGCAGGUUCUGUUAGAAGUCAGGUGGAAAAGCAGCAUAUUGCAAACGUCAGUUCCUAGUGCUUGUUUGUACCAAAAAAGAAAACCUGGAGCUUUCCUUCAGCUGGGGCAGACCACCGAAUGUGGAGAAUACCAUCUCAAUUCAGAUGUUUGGUUAGGCUGGAUCUUGGAAAGAAGAGCGUUUCUUAUUUCCUCCAAGAGCAACAGCUUCUCUUAUAGAGACUGGCUUUGAGGAUUCCCAGUAUCCUGGGCCUACGUAUUGGAAAGGAACAACUACAUGGACCCAGGAUUCUGCACAAAGAAAAAGAAAAAAGGCCAGAUGGGUUGUCUUGCAGAGCCACAGUGGUGCAUGCUUUUGGCAUAACAUCCUUUUACAAGUAUUCCUGUCAUCACCAGGCUUUAGGCAUGAUCAUAAGCAAGACCACCAUGUAACUGCUCACCUUGUAGUCCUGACCCAUAAUCUACCAUUCUAAACACUGGCUAUUUCAGAUUCUGGCCUAGAAGCAGCAACAGAUGAUUCUGAGUCAUGCCCUGGCUUCAUCAGAAGAUGUAGGAUUAUGGUACCUCUAGGUGAUGAGGUCAUUUUAGUCAAUCCAUUUUUAAAGAAAAGAACUUGUUUUUACUUUUUUCUAAAUGUCUCUGACUACUGACUGUUCUAUAAAUAGAUUAUUUUUCCUUUUUUUAAUAUACAUAUAUAAAUAUAUAUUUACCACUAUUACCAGCAGCAUACAUACAGUUUUCCACCAUCAAAAACCCAUUUGGGGGCUUGUUUUUUGUUUUUGCUUUUUGCUUUUUAAAAAGGACCUUCAUUCCUUCCUUGUAGUACAAGGAGUAAGCAGUCACCUUUUCCCAAACUAGGCUAACUAGACCUUCCAUCAUCUUGCCUGUGUUCAAAUAGGUAAUUGCAUUUUCUUCAUAUGUUGGGAUUUGUCCCUGUCUUUGGGGAAGUGCUGGUUUCACUUUAGUCUAUGCUGUUUUUGUAUGUGAAUGUCUGAAGCUGGCCAGGGUGCUGUAUUCUCUUCCCUCCCACUGUGUUUUCACUUCUUGUACAGAUGAUAGGUGAGUUGUAGAGCAGAGUCUACAUAGAAGAUGAGCUGAGAUUUAACAAAACAAAAAAAAAUUCUUACUAAAAAUAGUGUUUUGUCUUUGACUGUUCUGCGUCUCUUCUCUGUGUCCUAAAAAUACUGAUAUAUUACGUUUUAGCAGUUGAACUCAACAGUAUCUUGAAAAGACCUUACGAACUACUCCUCUCUAUUUUGCCUCAUUCUGUUUAAUAGGAAACUAGUGGCUCCUACUGUCCAAUUAUCAUUUGAGUCCAUAUAAGAUGACAUAAAACUAAUUUUAUAAAAUCUGGUCUCCAUGACAUUUUCCAUUGCAUGCCUUCUUUCCUAGUCAUUUUUCUCCUUAAUGCUAUCAUUUUUUAUUCUUGUGAAUUAAUGGUUCAUAUUUUGAGGUUUUUUCAAUUCCCAAAUAAGGAAAAUAUAGUUGUGGGUCAAGAUUUGAUAGAUGAACAUUUUAUUUUUAAAAUAUUUCUUUAUUAUGAAUUUAAUAAUCAUCAACAUAUGUGGAUAUUUUACAGUUAGUUCAUACAUGAGCUGUAUCAGUUUUGUUCCCUUCUGUCAAUAUAGGCUAUAGAAGGAAUAAAUAAAAUAUCUUAUGAUUAAUUGAAGAUAAUGAAUACAGGAAUAGAAAAUAAUUCUGAGAAUUGAGAAUAUGAGAGAAGUCCUAUCAGUGGCCCUCUAUGUAUAAAACAAAAAAUUCCUGUGAUUAUUGAUGUCUCCAGGUUGGACAGUGGCUGCUUAGGGAUGCAAAUUUGCUCUGAUUUCUCUUGUGCUGCUCUCUAGAAUUCAGCUCUUUGGAGCAGGCUAUAAAAAUGUCUGCUAUAGUACUUGUUGAAGUUUUGUGCCCUUUAAAGUGGUGGGUCAACAAGCGUGGCUAUCUGGAGUGUGAUUUCUGUCCGUAGGUGUGUAUGUGUUGGGGGAUUUCCCCCAGAAAACUCACAAGAAACAAACUAGCCUCCACCAAUGUAUAGUUCCCUGCUAAAAGGCUAACAUAGACAUCAUUUGAUAUUUAAAAAAAAAAUUAUAUUCCUUCAUUUAGAACUAUGAGGUUAUCACUCAAGUAAAAUCUGAGAGUUUGGCUUAAUUAUAUUACAGAUUGGGCCUCCAGGAUUGGGAAGCAAAAAGUAAGGAUAAAAAUGAAUGUUAACAUACCAAACUGCAAUUUUUGGGAGGUGUAAAGGAAUUGAAAGCUAAAAAAUGUCUGUAUUUUUAUAAAGCAUAAUUUUAAAAAAGAAACUACUCACUGAUAUUACAGCUUCAUUCCUCAGCACUAUAGAUAGUUUGGUAUCAAAGCUUGGUUUUUAAGUGGUUGCCAACAGAAAAUGGCAGUUCAUCAUAGUUGAGCUUUUGCAUGUUUAUUGCUUUUCAAAGGCAGAUGUCAUUGCAAACCAUUUUGAUGAAGGUUAUGGAAAGUGAUGAAAAAAAAGUUAAAAAAUGAAAAUAACAGUUAAAAAAAAACACACUGGAGGUUAAUGGACCUGUCAGAUUGACAAGAAGAUUUUAGCUAUUGCUUCAGUUCUGUUCUUACUUGUUUUAGUACUACAAAAUGUUCUGUUCGUAUACUCUUUAGAAUUUAGAUGCAAAACAGUACAUUGAAAGGAUACUUCUAUAAGUUAGUAUCCUAAACAAGAAAUAAGUGAGUGAAUCAGCUCAUACUUGAAAUUGGUCAAGAUCUCAUUCAUUCAACAAACAUUAUUGAAGACCUACCAUAUGCAAGGCUAAGAGAGUUCAUGGACCUUAUAGUUUAGUUAUUGAGAUGAGAAAUAUCUGCUUGUUAGUACAGGAUAGAAGGUGAAAGUACAGUAAGAGGUAUAAAGGGAUACCUGGAGUUCAGAAGAAGGAGAUUUGCUCCCAGAUCUCGAACCUUUAUUUUGAGAAACAAGGAAAAGAAACUUAGGAAUUACAUUCCCAGGGAAGAUGAUUGAUUACCUACUUUUUUUUUAGAGGGUUGGUGAAAAUCAAAGUUUGAAAGCUGAACGUUGUGUUAAAAGUGAAACUGUUAAAAAACUUAUGUCAACUCUUGACAUAUUUAGAAACUUGCUGUUGCAAGUUUCCUUGACUGCCAGAUUGACAAGAAAAAUCAUUGGUUUGAUUUAUUCUCUACUGUUUGAUGUUUUUUGUUCUAUUUCGAUUCAACAAACAUUUUUAAUCACCCCUUCAAAGACAAUGUAGUAGGCAAUGGCUACAAAAAUAAAAGUCCUUUCUAGGUGGGAGCUUACAGUUUGGUA
Messenger RNA from Vombatus ursinus (common wombat), 8978 nucleotides. It is a transcript of the gene KDM5A, whose product is annotated as lysine demethylase 5A. The record is from RefSeq and is a predicted model, not a curated record. Gene Ontology annotation, biological process: chromatin remodeling. Bases 90 to 5186 code for a protein of 1698 amino acids. Gene Ontology annotation, molecular function: histone demethylase activity; DNA binding. The transcript is spliced from 28 exons. Lineage: Eukaryota; Metazoa; Chordata; Mammalia; Diprotodontia; Vombatidae. Gene Ontology annotation, cellular component: nucleus.